CCGUUAACCGUGCAACCCCCGGGUUCCCAAUCUGCGGUUGCACUGGGUAACGUUGCUUCGCCCGGUUAAAAGGAGGAGGAGGCGAUUGUUUUAUUGCGCUGAAUAUUUAACGGGAUCCGCAAAGCGCUGGAGGAACAAAGGUGUCAAGAGAAGAAGACGGCGACGUCUACAAGUGCAGUCACUCAGCGCAUCGACUCAUGUCUAAAACUGGAAUUCUCGGCACACCACGGAAAUUUUCUCAUUUUGCAGUAACCAUGAAGUCUAUAGAUGAACCUCCUUACCUGUCAGUUGGCACAGAUGUGAGUGCCAAGUAUAGAGGUGCGUUCUGUGAAGCCAAGAUCAAAUCAACAAAAAGACUGAUUAAAGUGAAGGCAACAUGUAGGCAAGAUUCAACAACUUUGGAAGUACAAGAUGAACACAUUAAGGGUCCUCUAAAGGUUGGAGCUGUUGUGGAGAUAAAAUGUCCAGAUGGGUCUUACCAAGAAGCUGUUAUUAAUAAAUUAACUGACGCAAGUUGGUACACAGUCGUUUUUGAUGAUGGAGAUGAAAAGACUUUAAGAAGAUCAUCACUUUGCUUAAAAGGAGAAAGACAUUUUGCAGAAAGUGAAGCAUUCUUCUGUACAUAUGAAAAGACACUAGAUCAGUUACCACUGACCAACCCAGAACAUUUCGGAACUCCAGUUAUUGGGAAAAAAACAAACAGAGGACGACGAUCAAAUCAUGUGCCUGAAGAAGAGUCCUCCUCUUCCUCUAGUGAUGAAGAAGAAGAUGAAAAUAAAAGCUGUGAUGAAUUACUGGGAAAAGUAGUUUGUGUUGAUGCUUGUGGUGUUGACAAAAAGAAGGGAACAUGGUUUCCUGCAUUGGUUGUUUCUCCAGACUGUAGUGAUGAUAUAGCAGUUAAGAAAGACUUCAUUCUUAUACGUUCGUUUAAAGAUGGAAAAUUUACUUCAGUGCCAAGAAAGGAUGUCCAUGACAUUAGUGACAUUUCGACCAAGAAUGAUAACGUAUUAAAGCAAGCACUAGAUCAAGCUCUGGAAUUCAGUCGAACCAAAAUAAUUCCAAGUAACUGGAAAAUGGAAUUAAAGGAAGAGAGUUCAAGCAGUGAAGCGGAAGAUGAAGAGGAGGAGAAUAAAGACGAUGAAGAAGAUAGUAACAGUGAAGAUGAGGAAGAAAUAGAGCCAAAUCCUGGAGAAAAUGAAAACUUUUUGCAACAGCUUUACAAGUUUAUGGAAGACAGAGGGACGCCAAUCAACAAGCGACCGGUUCUUGGCUAUAGAAAUUUGAAUCUUUUUAAACUGUUCCGUCUAGUACAUAAACUUGGAGGAUUUAGUAAUAUUGAAAGUGGAGCAGUGUGGAAACAAGUUUACAAAGAUCUUGGCAUUCCUGUUUUAAAUUCGGCAGCUGGAUACAAUGUCAAAUGUGCUUACAAAAAGUAUUUGUAUGGCUUUGAAGAAUACUGUACUUCUGCUUCAAUAUCAUUUCAUAUGGAAUUGCCUGUUAAGGUUCCAAAAAAAAUAUGUAAAGAGGAUGAUCAAGAAAAUAAAGUACUUAUAAAACAGGAGUCAGAAUCACAGGGCAAAAAUGUCACAGACGAGUUUGUUUUUAACAAGGAACCCAAUGAUGAAGAAUUAAAGUUAAAUGAAACGCAACAAUCCACGGUUAAAGAGAUAACGAAUGCUGAGAGCUGCAAUGCGUUUGAAGAAAAAGAAACGGAAGAAAAGGCUGUAGAUAAUAAGCAGGAGACAAUGUUUGCAAUUGAAAUCCCUCCACAGAUAAAAGAGGAAGACACUGCUGAUGACGGUUUGGAAAAAUCAGUUGACGAGUUUAUAAAGGAUGAAGAGCGAGAAGAGUUCCAGGAAGCUAUGAAUGAAGACAAUGAAGAAGUGGAUGGGUUAGAAAGAUUCCCACCAGGUGGAAAAGUCCGGUAUGAUGAGUGGAUAAAAACAGAUCAAAUUGCGAGACCAGCAGAUAAAAGUGUACCAAAAAUAAAGCACAGAAAGAAAAUCAAGACGAAAAUGGACCCUGACAAAACCAAGUUAGAAAAUGAUGAAAACAAUCCCAAACCGUGCAGGUUGUUCUCAAGACCUUUAUUUCAGCCAUGCGGUCUGGAAAGUGAAUCUACGCUUGAGGAAAAUGAAAUUAAAAUCCCUUUACAAGGUCCACCGAAAUCCUUAGAAAUCACUUCUAUCUUAAAUGGUCUUCAAGCGGCGGAAAGUUCGGAAGAUGAAAGUGAAAUUGAUCAACAUUAUAAUAACAUAGACAAUGAAGAUAAUGAAUUUGAUAUGAGCCAUGCUAUUAAUGAAUUAAUUGCAAGGCAAGAGGAAAAAGAAGAACUGGGCAUGGAUGAAAAUCAUGUUAUAGUAAAUGUUCUUAAAACAGAUCUUGCACCUAGGUCCCCUGUUGUACUGAAAGAGGUGGCUGAAUCUUCAGAUGAGCAAGAAUCUGAGUUGGAGUCCACAAGACCAAAAAAGGAUUUUAAAAAAGACCUUUUAGAUAAACCAGUUAAGGUAAAACGUGGCAAAAGAAAAUUUACAGAUUGUGGGAAAAAUGUAUCUCCCAGUAGGAAGGAUGAACAUACUAAGUGCAAAGAUUCAGCCCUUCGAUUGGAUACUGGUAUAAGUUCAUCAGAUGAGGAAGAAAAAUGUAAACCAAAAAAUGCACUAACAAGAAAAUAUAAUGGGUUUGAAGACAAACGAAAAUCUUUAAGAAUGUCUGGUUUUUAUACAAGCUUCACAGAAGGAACUGAAAAAAGGGCUAAGCUUUUGAAUCAUUCAGAAGAGCGACUCAGAACGAAAGAUCGAAAAGAUGUUUGGUCUAGUAUUCAGGGUCAGUGGCCUAAAAAGACUUUAAAAGAACUAUUUUCUGAUUCUGAUACAGAGGGAGCCGCAUCACCACCACCUAUAAAACUAGAAGACUCUCCAUGUGAUGUAUCUGUUCAACCCAUUAAAGAAGAAAUUCAGAUACUUCCAUCCGAAUCUCUUAAACCAGUAGCUGAUAUAGAACUUAAGUCUGUUGAAGAGAAAACUAUAGAAACAGGUGAAAAAAAGAUGGACUUUCCAAGUAGUGGCAGUAAUUCAGUGCUAAAUACUCCACCCACAACACCAGAAUCCCCCCCAUGUUUAAGUGAAUGCAGAAGACCGCAAACUACAGUUGAUUGUUUGGAAACUUUAGAACAAAAUCACGAGGAGAGUAUGAAAAGUGAAACAGACAGCACAAUAGAAGUAGACAGUGUUGCCGGUGAACUCCAUGACCUUCAAUUUGAAGGAAACCUUUCACCAACAGGGUUUGAUGCUAGUAUCAGCUCAAGUAGUAGUAAUCAACCAGAAGCAGAGAGCAAAGAAAAAGGUCAAAAAAGGCUUACAGAUGAUCAAGGUGGAAGCGUUGGGAAUGGUUCUACAAAAAAGCUAAAGAGAAGCCACAAGUCUUCAGUAAUGCAGAAGAAAAGUAAAAUGACCAACACCAGUGACAGUGAAGAACUUUCAGGUGGUGAAAGCCUUCUUAAAAUGCAGACUACAAAGUGUGUCUCCGGACUUAAGUCUCAGCAUACCAAAGUCGCAGCAAGAACGCACUCUCCGGGAAAAUAUGUUAAGAACAGAGAUAGAGAAUCUUUUCAGAAAGAAUAUAUUGAUCGUUUACCUAAAGUUUACAAAUGGAGUUUUCAGAUGUCUGACCUUGAAAAUAUGACAAGCAUGGAACGCAUUGCAUUUCUUCAGGAAAAACUUCAGGAACUCCGGAAACAUUACCUUUCAUUAAAAUCUGAGGUGGCUUCCAUUGACAGGCGAAGGAAGCGUUUUAAGAAGAAGGAGAGAGAAAGUGCAGUUGUAUUAUCCACAUCUUCGUCUCCGUCCUCCAGCUCAAUUACUGCAGCGGUUAUGUUAACCUUAGCUGAUCCAUCCUUAGCAAAUUCAUCACAAAAUGCAAUGCCAGUUGAGUGCAGGUGACAGGGGGACUGCUAUACGCACUUUGCACUUACAAGCUAUUGACGCCAUGGAUUUAUUUUUUUAUACUGCACAGCAGCACAAAAAAACAGGCAAGCACUAUUUUCUAUUGCAUUCUUGAUGUGCUGUCAUUGCACUUAAGUGCACUUUCUAUGAAGCUAAAGUACAAUAAACUGCUUUUCUUCAAGCAAUAA
This is a messenger RNA of Bombina bombina (fire-bellied toad), 4132 nucleotides long. RefSeq names its product AT-rich interaction domain 4B (gene ARID4B). Gene Ontology annotation, cellular component: nucleus. The transcript is spliced from 24 exons. Gene Ontology annotation, biological process: regulation of transcription by RNA polymerase II. Gene Ontology annotation, molecular function: transcription cis-regulatory region binding. The record is from RefSeq and is a predicted model, not a curated record. NCBI's taxonomy places the organism in Eukaryota, Metazoa, Chordata, Amphibia, Anura, Bombinatoridae. Bases 198 to 3941 code for a protein of 1247 amino acids.